UGUGUUCUUUCCUUGGUAGGUUUGACGCCAGUGAACAAAAGAACUAUGUCACCUCCAAAGGACCCUUCUCCUUCUCUUCCUCUUCCUUCAUUGUCUUCUCGUUCAUCUUCCCCACCAUCUUCUUCUUCAGCCAGUGUUUCUGAGCAUGCUCCAGAUGGUUCUUCCCCACCUCAGAUGACAGCUUCUGAGUCCCUCUCACAGGUCUUGAGAGGCCAUGCAAGUCCUCCCACCCCAACCUUUCAAAGGCGAGCCAUAGCCCAAGGAGCACCCAGGGAAAUUCCACUGUAUCUGCCUCAUCACCCAAAGCCAGAGUGGGCAGAGUACUGCCUGGUAAGCCCUGGUGAAGAUGGCCUCUCAGGCCCUGCAGAGAUGACUUCUGAUGAGUGCCAGCCAGCAGAGGCACCUCUUGGGGACAUUGGAAGCAACCACAGAGACCCACACCCCAUCUGGGGGAAGGACAGGAACUGGCCAGGUCAAGAGCUAUCUCCCUUGGCUGGAGAAGACUGGGAAAAAGGGCGUACUGGAGCUGGGAAGGAAGAAGAGGGAGGACCAGCGCUGGCAAAGGAGAAGUUGGGCCUAAAGAAGUUAGUCCUCACUCAGGAGCAGAAGACCAUGUUGUUGGAUUGGAAUGACUCCAUCCCUGAGAGUGUGCACCUCAAAACCGGGGAGCGACUUUCCCGGAAAAGUGCUGAGAAUGAUAGAGGAGGCCGUGUGCUAAAACCAGUCCGCCCCUUGCUGCUCCCUAGGGCAGCAAGAGAGCCCCUGCCAACCCAGAGGGGGGCUCAGGAGAAGAUGAGGACCCCCGUGGAACAAGCUCAAGGGGAGCGAAGCGUGCCUCCACCCAAGUCCCCACUGCGGCUCAUAGCCAAUGCCAUCCGAAGGUCUCUAGAGCCCCUUCUUUCCAACUCUGAAGGUGGGAAGAAGGCUUGGGCCAAGCAAGAAUCCAAAACUUUACCCACACAGGCCUGCACUCGCUCAUCCAGCCUUCGGAAAACCAAUUCCAAUAAAGACAGGGACCAGCAUUCCCCUGGGAGAAACCGGCCCUCAGCCUUUAGCCCUCCUGACCCUGUCCUCCGCACCCAUAGUUUGCCCAAUCGGCCAUCCAAGAUCUUUCCUGCACUUAGGUCCCCACCCUGUAGCAAGAUUGAAGAUGUCCCCACACUCCUUGAGAAAGUGAGUUUGCAAGAGACCUUCCCAGAUGCUUCUAAGCCUCCGAAGAAAAGAAUCUCACUUUUUUCCUCUCUCAGACUCAAAGACAAAUCUUUUGAGAGUUUCCUCCAAGAAUCCAGACAAAGAAAGGACAUCAGGGACCUCUUUGGCAGCCCCAAGACGAAGGUGCUGCCUGAAGACAGUGCGCAGGCCCUAGAGAAGCUGCUGCAGCCUUUCAAAAGCACCUCCCUGUGCCAGGCAGCCCCUCCCCCUCUUCCUCCUCCUACAGCAGGAGGUGCAGACUCCAAGAACUUUCCCCUCAGAGCACAGGUAACAGAGGCUUCCUCUUCUGCCUCUUCAACCUCCUCCUCCUCUGCAGAUGAAGAAUUUGAUCCCCAGCUUUCCUUGCAGUCAAAGGAGAAGAAGACACUUAGAAGAAGAAAGAAGCUAGAAAAAGCAAUGAAGCAGAUGGUUAAGCAAGAAGAAUUGAAAAGGCUCUAUAAGGCUCAGGCCAUCCAGAGGCAGCUGGAGGAGGUGGAGGAGCUGCAGAGGGCUUCUGAGAUCCAGGGUGUGAGGCUGGAGAAGGCGUUGCGAGGAGAAGCAGAUUCAGGCGCACAGGAUGAAGCACAGCUUUUGCAGGAAUGGUUUAAGCUGGUUCUGGAGAAGAAUAAAUUAAUGCGAUAUGAGUCGGAGCUCCUAAUCAUGGCCCAGGAACUAGAAUUAGAAGAUCAUCAAAGCAGACUGGAGCAGAAACUGAGAGAGAAAAUGCUCAAGGAGGAGAGCCAGAAAGAUGAGAAGGAUCUAAAUGAAGAGCAAGAAAUAUUCACCGAGCUGAUGCAAGUGAUUGAGCAAAGGAAUAAACUCGUUGAUUCCUUAGAGGAACAACGCGUCAGAGAAAAAGUCGAGGACCAGCACUUUGAAAGCUUCGUAUUCUCCAGAGGCUGUCAGCUGAGCAGGACUUGAGGAGGCCCGUAGUCCCUCUCCCUGGCUGCACAUUGGGACCGGAUCAGGCCAAGUUCACCACACACCCUCGUGGGUCCUUCUGCAGGAUUUAUCAUCCCUGGAACUUAAGUUAUACCCUACUGCAUUUUUUUAAAUUAAAAUUCUCUUGCACGCA
Molecule: messenger RNA, 2266 nt
Organism: Mandrillus leucophaeus (drill)
Lineage: Eukaryota; Metazoa; Chordata; Mammalia; Primates; Cercopithecidae
Gene: MICALCL
Product: MICAL C-terminal like
Exons: 8
Coding region: 46-2112 (688 amino acids)
Source: RefSeq, a predicted model, not a curated record